CCUGGCGCUCUCAAGUUUCCUGUUGGCAGCGCGGCCGGGCGUUUCAGGUAGCGGCGGACAGGCCUUGGGUAGCCGGCGGCGGCCCGAUCGGCGCCCCACUGUUGCCCGCUCCUCGCGCUCCUCCGCUCGGCGCCCAGGGGAGAAUUUCCAGCCCAGACUUUUCCUGCUCCCAGAUAUGCAAAGCAGAGACCUCCCACCCCAGUCUCGGCAGGCGGGACCCAGCUAGCUGCUCUUCCACUGACUCAGCUCAGCCUCCAAGGGAAGCACACAGCAUCUGACCCCAGCGUGUCGCCUCUGUGGCAUCCUCAGAAUCAGUCAUGGAGACUCCAGCACCAGGCUCAGCCGAAAUGCCUCGCCAAUUCCCCAAGCUGAGCAUCUCUGAAAUGGACGAGCAAGUCCGGAUCCUGGCCGAGAAGGUAUUUGCUAAAGUGCUCCGAGAAGAGGACAGCAAAGAUGCCCUGUCCCUCUUCACUGUCCCUGAGGACUGCCCCAUCGGGCAGAAGGAAGCCAAGGAGCGGGAGCUGCAGAAGGAACUGGCGGAGCAGAAGUCUGUGGAGACUGCGAAAAGAAAGAAAAGUUUCAAGAUGAUCCGGUCCCAGUCCCUGUCUCUUCAAAUGCCAGCACAGCAAGACUGGAAGGGUCCCCCAACGGCCAGUCCGGCCAUAUCUCCUGCAACCCCGGUGCUCCCUGGAGCCACUUCCCAGCCCACGCCAGCACCUUAUGCCAUGCCUGAGUACCAGCGGGUCACCAUCAGUGGAGAUUACUGUGCUGGGAUCACUGUGGAGGACUAUGAGCAGGCUGCCAAGAGCCUGGCCAAGGCCUUGAUGAUCCGGGAGAAGUAUGCCCGGCUUGCCUAUCACCGUUUCCCAAGGACCACAGCCCAGUACCUGGGUCAUCAGCGAGUUGACACUGCACCCUUGGAAGAGGUUCUCCCAGACUUCCACCCUCCCCCACUGCCCCAGGAAGACCCUUACUGCCUAGAUGAUGCACCCCCCAACCUGGGCUACCUGGUCCGCAUGCAGGGGGGCAUCCUCUUCGUGUAUGAUAACGAAAAGAUGCUGGAGUGCCAGGAGCCCCACAGUCUGCCCUACCCUGACCUGGAGACCUACACGGUGGACAUGAGCCACAUCCUGGCUCUCAUUACUGAUGGCCCCACGAAAACAUAUUGUCACCGACGACUGAACUUUCUGGAAUCCAAGUUCAGCCUUCACGAGAUGUUAAAUGAAAUGUCUGAGUUCAAGGAGUUGAAGAGUAAUCCCCACCGAGAUUUCUAUAAUGUGAGAAAGGUGGACACCCACAUCCAUGCAGCUGCCUGUAUGAACCAGAAGCACUUACUGCGCUUCAUCAAGCACACGUACCAGACGGAGCCCGAUAGGACUGUGGCUGAGAAGCUGGGCCAGAAGAUUACCCUGAGGCAGGUGUUUGACAGCCUGCACAUGGACCCCUACGACCUUACUGUGGACUCACUAGACGUCCACGCGGGCCGGCAGACAUUCCAUCGCUUUGACAAGUUCAACUCCAAAUACAACCCUGUGGGAGCCAGUGAGCUUCGUGACCUGUAUUUGAAAACUGAAAACUACCUAGGAGGAGAGUACUUUGCUCGGAUGGUCAAGGAGGUGGCCAGGGAACUGGAGGAGAGCAAGUAUCAGUACUCAGAGCCUCGGCUCUCCAUCUAUGGCCGCAGUCCUGAGGAGUGGCCUAACCUGGCCCGCUGGUUCAUCCAGCACAAGGUCUACUCACCCAACGUGCGCUGGAUCAUCCAGGUGCCCCGGAUUUAUGAUAUAUUUAGGUCAAAGAAGCUGCUGCCAAACUUUGCGAAGAUGCUGGAGAACAUCUUCCUGCCCCUUUUCAAGGCCACGAUCAACCCCCAAGAUCACCGGGAGCUUCACCUCUUCCUCAAAUAUGUGACAGGGUUUGACAGCGUGGAUGAUGAGUCCAAGCACAGUGACCACAUGUUCUCGGACAAGAGCCCCAGCCCUGACAUCUGGAGCAGCGAGCAGAACCCGCCUUACAGCUACUACCUGUACUACAUGUACGCCAACAUCAUGGUGCUCAACAACCUCCGCAGGGAACGAGGCCUCAGCACGUUCCUGUUCCGGCCUCACUGUGGGGAGGCCGGCUCCAUCACUCACUUGGUGUCUGCUUUCCUAACUGCUGACAACAUUUCCCAUGGGCUGCUUCUCAAGAAGAGUCCAGUACUGCAGUAUCUCUACUACCUUGCUCAGAUUCCCAUUGCCAUGUCUCCUCUUAGCAACAACAGCUUGUUUCUGGAAUAUUCUAAGAACCCUCUGCGGGAAUUCUUGCACAAGGGACUGCACGUUUCUCUCUCUACCGAUGACCCCAUGCAGUUCCAUUACACGAAGGAGGCACUCAUGGAGGAAUACGCCAUUGCGGCUCAAGUGUGGAAGCUGAGCACAUGCGACCUGUGCGAGAUUGCCAGGAACAGCGUGCUGCAGAGUGGCCUCUCACAUCAGGAAAAGCAAAAGUUUUUGGGAGAGAAUUAUUAUAAAGAAGGACCUGAAGGAAAUGAUAUUCGAAAGACAAACGUUGCCCAGAUCCGGAUGGCUUUCCGAUAUGAGACCUUAUGCAAUGAGCUCAGCUUCCUGUCUGAUGCCAUGAAAUCAGAGGAGAUCACAGCCCUGACCAAAUAGGUCCAGCACUCAACAUGCACCUUCACUUUUGGUUUACUUCAGGUCUGCUGGGCCUAGCAGUGGUCAAGAUACCAAACUAGGACUUUCCUCUAUGAAGAGGAGGCCUCUGAAGAAAUUUCAUACUCAUCAUUUUGGUUGCACUCUUCACUUUAAUAUCGAACAUGCUCACCUGUGUUAGUAUUUCUGAGAGAGAGAUGGUGACUUCUCCAGGAUAUAGGAUAUGGCACUUGUCUGCACUUGUCCUAAUUUUCCACCUAUUUUGCUUGUAACCACCUGUGUUUGAAUUGUUGGGGCCAGGAUUUUCCAAGGCCAUAUGCCAAGUGACAUGAGGUCCGUGAGGUUUCUUGCUACACCACUCUGCAGGCUAAUUGGUAGUUGUUCAUUUCAGUCUCUGGCUGGCUCGCUGCCUUAAACAAAAUCAACUUCAAAGUUGCCUUUCAGAAAGGGGCUAUUUUGAGACAAGACAGAAGACUCCCUUUUUGACAAUUUGUGUUUAUUUUAAAUGAAUUUCUUAACCUCUUUAAUUUAGCCAUCCAUCAUCCUUUCUAGUUAGGAAGCCAAAUGUACUCACUAACACAGUCACUCCUGUUCUGUCUUGGUUUCCAUAUCUAGGAGGUGAGGGUAUUCAAAUACAUUCUAUGAAUCCUCCUCAUGGAUCAGUGUUGGGGAAGAAAUAUGGUAGCAAGGUUCUAGGGGCUCAGUGGUUUCUUCAGUCUUACAUGGGGACUGUUAAAACAUAAGAUUUUCACUUGGACAAGGGUCUGUGAAAAGCAGAGGACCAGAUGAUCUCUGUUCCUUUUGGCACUAAUAUCCUAUAAUUGUAGCCCAAAUAUUUUACCCACAAUAAGGUCAUACAACUCAUGAUUAGAACAAGGAGGCCUUGUUCCUAAUUCAGUCCUUUCCUCACUAUUCCACUAGGCCUCACGAAUAUUAGAUUUUUUAAAAAUCCCUGUAACAUUGUGCGUUUUAUGUUAAAAGCAACAUUUCUCCCUUACCUCAUAUGAACAUUUCCUCAGAAGAUAUAGUGUGCCAGGGCCAGGUAGAAAGCAUUCUUGAAGACUAAUCUGAGUUAAGCUUUAUCAAUGUAUUCUUCAUCUUCAUCUGUGUUACUAGUGCCUGGUAAAUAGUAGGUGCUAAAUUACGCCAUAUAGAAAAACUGAAUGAAUUUUUCUUUUGGCAACUAUGUGUUCUGAUGACUCAACAAGCUGUUCAAAGACCUUCUGAUCUAUUUAUAGACAAAUUCAGAUGCUGGGAAAUCCUCUUGAAUUAUUAUAAAGUUAGAACCCCGUUUCUGCCUAGAAACUAUGCUUAUUUGACUUUAGAUUGUCUUGUCCUGUGACUGUCAUGCCUGCCCCUCCACUGGUCAACUGAACAUAUGGAACUAUAAAUGUCAUCUUUUCACUAGCCAACUGUACAUGCUGUCUUCUAUAGCUAAUUAUAAAGUUGAAUGAAAACCUGUAUCUUAGGGACUCAUUAUUUUUGAAAAGACUCCAUUUGUAUACAUUUGCCCUAAUAUAAAAAUUACUGUACAGUUUUCAUUGUCAUUUUACCUGUAUCAAGUAUUUUUUUAAAAUUAUUAAAUAAAUCCUGAUAGGACGGUGUCUCAAUAAUUUAAAACUAUUUACAUUUAAUAUCUAAAGCCAGUGUUUUUUACUUUGAAAAGCUAUCAAUAGCUGCUAAUUUAUCUUUUAUUAAGACUGAUAAAUGGAAGUUCAUAGGAAAACUCAGAAUUUUCAAACUGAAGCUGACUAGAUGCCCAGAAGAUAGUUGCUAUCAUUUUCUCUAAUUUCUGUCUUGGUGAUAAUUCAUCAUCAAAGCCAUACUUCUUUAUCUUUUUCCUUUCCUUUGUGUUUGCAGUUGGAAUCAAAGGCAACUGUAUACUGGCCUAAGUCUAUAAAAGAAUGGUUUUUGAGGCACUGUUAUUUAUUUUACCUACUCCAAAUGGCUUAGGUUCACUUUGUGUGUUACUUCAAACUGUAGUAUUGAAAACAAUCAACACCAUUGUUUUUUGCCUUGUGAACAUAGAUCACAACUUUUGGGUUGAUAUUUUAUCAAAGCCUGUUCCUGGGCCUUUACCGUCUCUUGGAUUAGAGUUGAAAGCACAUCCUUCUAGCUUUCUCUACUUGUUCCUGAGUAGUGUCCUGAUGGAACAUUAUUUCUAUUUUCCUGAGUUUGUAGACACAAAUGAAAAUGAUAUAUUGGGAUAUACUUAAAUGUUCUGUCUCUGAGCUGAGACUGUUAUAAAGAUUAAAUGUAACUAAUUCCAAUAAAAG
This is a messenger RNA of Castor canadensis (American beaver), 4924 nucleotides long. RefSeq names its product adenosine monophosphate deaminase 3 (gene Ampd3). NCBI's taxonomy places the organism in Eukaryota, Metazoa, Chordata, Mammalia, Rodentia, Castoridae. The record is from RefSeq and is a predicted model, not a curated record. Gene Ontology annotation, molecular function: AMP deaminase activity. Gene Ontology annotation, biological process: AMP metabolic process; IMP salvage. Gene Ontology annotation, cellular component: cytosol.